Chelonoidis abingdonii (Abingdon island giant tortoise) is the source of this 2156-nucleotide messenger RNA. The record is from RefSeq and is a predicted model, not a curated record. NCBI's taxonomy places the organism in Eukaryota, Metazoa, Chordata, Testudines, Testudinidae.
AUGGAGCUUCCAUGCCGUGAGAUGAAGCGACUGGAGGUUUGGGUGUUGGAGAUGCCUGUGAUAUUGUGUGAGAAGGUCUGGGAAGAGCAGCAAGGCCUUCGACCGCUGGUGGAGAAAGUGCUACAUCAGGAGGAAGGAGUGGACGAGGGGAGCCCUUUGGUCCAGCCACUGAUGGAUACGCUGGAACCUAACCCCGAAAUCCAACUGCUCAAGAAGAAGACCGAUGAGCAUGACGGCCUCUCGUCAUCCACCCCCCUAGAGAAGGAAGGUGACCAUGGUUUGUGGGAAUCACUGAUGGACAAGGUGAAUGGAAAAGACAUCGCUCAGCUCAACAAUGCCUUUCUAGAGGACCCGGAGGCCCUGGAGAGCAUUGCAUCAGACAGCAAAGAUAAACUAGGUCUGCCCUGGUUUUACUCAACGCUGGUACAAUUCAUUGACGAGGACGCCGAGGAUGACGGCUAUAUGGAUUUAAGGAGGAGGCUUGGCAUGGAACUAACUGAGCCGGUGCCACAUUCGCUUUCCAGGCUGUUUCUCCUUGUGGCUGUGCUAUGGUCUGAGAGUUUCUCUAGAUUUCCCGAACCUUGCCUUGAUGAUCCUGACUACGAUGAGCUGGUGAAGAUUGCAGAAAACGGGCUUGGAAAAGCAGCUCAUCCAGUGAAGGUGGUCAUUGUAGGGGCAGGCAUAAGUGGACUCACUGCUGCCAAACUGCUCAGAGAUGCCGGUCACAUGGUUACAGUUCUGGAAGCCAGUGGUCGUGUGGGAGGACGAAUCAGGACCUAUCGAGAUGAGACACAAGAUUGGUACGUGGAGUUGGGAGCCAUGCGUUUGCCAAGCACCCACAGAAUUGUUCGCGAAUUUAUUACGCAAUUCAAACUUUAUCUGAACAAGUUCUCUGAGAUGGAUGACAAGGCCUGGUAUUUGGUUAAUGGUGUCAGGACAACAGCUGGGAAGGUCAAACAGAACCCUGAUAUCUUGAAUUAUACUGUGGCUCCAUCAGAGAAAGGCAAAUCUGCUAAGGAACUUUAUGUAGGAAUUCUGCAGAAGGCCUUAGAGCUGUUCCGGAUUCAGGAUUGUGGAGCGUUGUGGGAUCAGUAUGACUCCUUUUCCACCAAGGAGUUCUUGAUUAAAAAAGGGAAUUUAAGCCAUGGGGCUGUACAGAUGAUUGGAGACUUGAUGAAUGAGGAUGCUGGAUUUCACAUGUCAUUUCUUAACUCGCUCAUGGAGUUUAAUAUCUUCUUUCAUGAAGACGGUUUUGAUGAGAUCAUAGGGGAAUUCGACCAAUUGGCCCAGGCUUUCAACCAGUCUAUGCCUGGAGUUGUCCAGCUGAACCGCACAGUAGACUAUAUAAUAUCCAAUGGUAACAAGGUCCAAGUGUUUUAUCGUGCACCCCACACAUGUAGCCCCUCCUUAGUGACGGCUGACUAUGUUCUUGUCACAGCCACAGCAAAAGCCACGAGACAUAUCAAAUUUCUGCCACCGCUUUCCUCCACUAAGACCCAUGCCCUGCGCUCCAUUCACUAUGCUAGCGCCACCAAGAUUGCCUUGGCCUGCACUGAAAAGUUCUGGGAGAAGGACGGGAUUCGAGGUGGGCCGUCAGUCACAGAUCGCCCUUCCAGAUUCAUCUACUAUCCCAACCACAACUUCCAUAGUGGGGUGGGGGUGAUUGUAGCUUCCUACACGUGGAAUGAUGAUGCUGAAUUCUUUAUUCCCCUGAGUGACGAGAAGUGCAUUGAUGUGGUGCUGGAGGACCUGGCAGAAAUCCACAAGAUAUCUAAGGACCAUCUCCGGUCUGUCUGUGAUAAACACGUGAUACAGAGAUGGAACCUGGACAAACAUUCCAUGGGAGCAUUUGUCUCGUUCACCCCCUACCAGUUUGCUGACUAUUCUAAGCCUUUGUUUCAGAAUGAAGGGAGGGUCCACUUUGCAGGAGAACACACAGCCCAGCCUCACGGCUGGAUCGACACUGCUAUGAAAUCUGCUGUGAGAGCAGCAAGGAACAUCCACGAGGAUAGCUAUCUGUCAUGGGGGAAACAUCAGCUGCUGAAGGAGCAAGAACAACAAAAGCAGGAGCAGGAAAGGGAUGACCGGGUUCAAAAAGUUGAACUUUAAUUGUGUUAUGGGUGUUUAAGAAAGGCACAACUGCACCAGACGCUGAG